Molecule: messenger RNA, 699 nt
Organism: Paramecium pentaurelia
Lineage: Eukaryota; Ciliophora; Oligohymenophorea; Peniculida; Parameciidae
Source: the annotation of a GenBank genome assembly
AAUGAACCACAGUUAUUACAAUAAAUCCAACAGCAAUUUAACUCCUGGCAAAGCAAAGUCACAACAUGUAACUUAAAUUUAGUUGUAAGACAUUCAAUUUAAAUUAAGAAACAUUAGUAAAUAUAUUAGAGAUUCCUCUACUGAAAACAAUAAAAAAGGAGAUAAUAUGUUGAAUACAUUAAUCCAAUAGUCUUAAUAAGCAAUACAAUCAGCUAGAUAAUUUAGUAUUGAUAGACCUAUUAAGACAUCUCCUAUUGAAUCGUAUAUUUUCCCAUAAAAAUCAAAUAGAUCUCCACAUAUUCAAAAAAAAGUAAUCAGCACUUCUUAAAAUUUGUCUUCCUAAAUUAGAAAAAGCACAGAAUAACAACAAAGAAGCAGUGCAUAGUUUGAUAGACUACUUAAUGAAAAUACUUCAUUGUUGAUGCGAAUCUAAGAAUUAGAACAAAAAGUAAGAAAUUGAUGUUAACAAGUGAGAAUUAAUUAUUAUAAAUGAAAUGUUAGUGCAACAAUUAGAACAAUAAAAGAUCAUAAGAAAAUGUACUCAAAAUAACAAAUUAAAAUAAAGGUGAUAUAGAUGAAUUCUUACAAUCACAUCAUUGUAAUGAAAAUGAAAAUAGAAUAUUAAAAGAAUUAAUAAAUAGGUAAUCCUCUAUUAUGCAUAUCCCAUCAGUCAUUUAAACACUUUCACUUAUUAAAUGA